GUAGAGGGUGAGGCUGUUACCGUGAAAGAAGAAGAGAAAUACGUUUCAGUGAAAGAAGAGGAAGACGCGUUCAGAGUGAAAGAGGAGGAGGAGGAGAUGACUGUCACGUCGAAAAAGGAGGAGGCAGAAGAGGAGGAAACUGAAUAUCUGGGCCCGGUUUCCCAAACGCAUCUUAAGGCAUCCAAUGGUUCUAAUGAUGAACAUAGCAGUAAGAUGGUUUUGAGAAACCGUUCCCUGAUUAACACUAGAGCGAGACGUGACCAUCGUGGAUCCACUGGGGAGCCUCAACAACAUCAUGAAGCUGACGAGGCAGACAAGAAUCUCUCCACAUCAGAACAUCUCAAGCGGAAACCCACAGGGAAGAAAUCUCUCCACUGCUCUGACCGUGGGAAGAGUUACUCAAUAUCAGGUUCACUGAAAGUGCACCAGAGAUUUCACACAGAAGAGACAUCUCACUGCUGCUCUGACUGUUGGAAGAGAACCUCUUCAGCAGAGCUCAAAAGACAUCAGAGAAUCCAUACAGGAGAGAAACGUAAUAGCUGUGAUCAAUGUGGGAAGAGUUUUACUACAUCUAGCAAUCUGACUAUUCACCAGAGAACACACACAGGAGAGAAACCACAUGGCUGUGAUCAAUGUGGAAAGAGUUUUAAUGCUCCAAGCAGCCUGAAAACACACCAGAGAACACACACAGGGGAGAAAUCUUAUAGCUGCUCUGACUGUGGGAAGACCUUUUCAAAACUAUAUACAUUACAAUCACACCAGAGAAUUCACACUGGAGAGAAACCCCAUCGCUGUGAUCAAUGUGGGAAGAGUUUUACAACAUCUAGUCAUCUGACUAUUCACCAGAGAACACACACAGGAGAGAAACCUUAUAGCUGUGAUCAAUGUGGGAAGACAUUUUCCAAAUUAUAUACAUUACAAUCACACCAGAGAAUUCACACUGGAGAGAAACCUCAUAGCUGUGAUCAAUGUGGGAAGAGUUUUACUACAUCUAGCAAUCUGACUAUUCACCAGAGAACACACACAGGAGAGAAACCACAUGGCUGUGAUCAAUGUGGGAAGAGUUUUACUACAUCUAGCAUUCUGACUAUUCACCAGAGAACACACACAGGAGAGAAACCUUAUAGCUGUAAUCAAUGUGGGAAGAGUUUUGUUACAUCCAGCAAUCUGACUAUUCACCAGAGAACACACACAGGAGAGAAACCAUAUAGUUGUAAUCAAUGUGGAAAGUGUUUUGCUCAUGCAGGCAACCUGGUAGCACACCUGAGAAUACACACUGGAGAGAAACCUUAUAGCUGUGAUCAAUGUGGGAAGAGUUUCACUUCAUCUAGCCAUCUGACUACACACCUGAGAACACACAGGAGAGAAACCUCAUAGCUGUAGUCAAUGUUGGAAGAGAUACUCUGAUAAAAGAUCUGUGAUUUAAACAUCAGAAAAUACAUUUAUGAAGG
This is a messenger RNA of Oncorhynchus kisutch (coho salmon), 1451 nucleotides long. RefSeq names its product zinc finger protein OZF-like. The transcript is spliced from 2 exons. The record is from RefSeq and is a predicted model, not a curated record. Gene Ontology annotation, cellular component: nucleus. NCBI's taxonomy places the organism in Eukaryota, Metazoa, Chordata, Actinopteri, Salmoniformes, Salmonidae. Gene Ontology annotation, biological process: regulation of gene expression. Bases 97 to 1377 code for a protein of 426 amino acids.